Messenger RNA from Hymenoscyphus albidus, 904 nucleotides. Lineage: Eukaryota; Fungi; Ascomycota; Leotiomycetes; Helotiales; Helotiaceae. The record is from the annotation of a GenBank genome assembly.
AUGUCUACAACGACCAAAUCAAGUUUCGAUGAAAGUGGGGGAAUUGAAGGGUUUCUUGACGGGAAGGGUCUUCUGAACCCACAAGUCAACAAUAGUCUACCCCUACGGAAACGGGCCAGGGUUUCCUGGUUUUGGGCAAGCAUUUUCACAGUCUCGAUAUCUUUAAACGCCAUAUGGCUCCUUCUUGGGUUGUUGAAACCAACAUACAUUGCCCAUGAGAAGUUUGUUUCAAAAUAUGGUAUACACCCAAUUCCCUUUUCCCACUCAUUAUGCUGAUAACACCCUGACAGCGGAGUUAAAGUUCGACAAACGUUUUCCAUUUGUUGAGAUCAAUCAGAGCCUCGCGCUCACUGAAGAAGAAUGGAAUGAUACUUUGUACAAUAGCGACCUCGGAAACGUUGCCCUCUCAGACGAGUACGUAACCGCAAUGGGUCUUCCACCAGCCCAGCGCUGGCCCUGGGACUUCUCAAAAGGAAUUUACUUUCUCCAAGGACACCACCAAAUGCAUUGUCUACAAAUGGUCCGCCAGGCUAUCACCGAGUACCGCACGGGAGCAUUGCAAUCGGUACAUCCUAUACAUGUAGACCACUGCUUGAUCGCAAUUCGAGAGGACAUCAUAUGCAACGCUGAUGACACUCCACGCUUUACCGGAGGCCAUUUUAAAACCCCUGCUUCUGGAAUUGGACAAUUAAGAGCUUGUCGAGAUUGGCGGAAGAUGGAUGAGUGGGUCAAAAAGCACUCUGCUUGUUACAAGAAUCCUGAAGACGCGUUUGAUCCCGCAACUGGACUAGGGAGAUAUAUGAGCUGUCCAGAUGGAAGCACACCAUGGGUAGGAGCUGAAAUUUGGACGAUGGAAAAUUCAGAGGAAAAGGGGGGGUUGUGGUUAGAGAAAGGGAGUAGAUAA